Molecule: messenger RNA, 1083 nt
Organism: Rotaria sp. Silwood1
Lineage: Eukaryota; Metazoa; Rotifera; Eurotatoria; Philodinida; Philodinidae
Source: the annotation of a GenBank genome assembly
AUGUUUAUUUAUAAUCCAAUACGAAUUCAAUUUGAACAGUUAAAAAAUCAGUCAGUCAAUGAUCUUCAAUGUCCAUGUAGUAAAGUUGCUAUUAAAUAUUCAGAAUUUAUUAAUUUUGAUGCUACAUAUCAUCAGUUAUGUUCAAGUGUAUUUGUUACGAAUUUAUGGUACAAUGGUUAUGAAAUUUGGAAUAUUUCUGAACCUUGUAUUUUUCCAUCAUUUGCAAAUUUAGCAUUUUAUUAUUUUUCUCUCUUGUCUACAUUUUGUCAAUCAGCAAAUAAAACAAUAUUAAAUAGUCUAAUUCAAUUUUAUGCAUUAGAAUAUAUUACAUCAGAUAUUGUUUUAGAAAAUCAAUUUAAUAAUGAAGUGAUAUCAAUUAUUGAAUUAUUUAAAAUAAGAACACAAAGUUCAUUUAGAGGACAAUGGAAUUUAAUACAAAGUGUUAUUUUUAAUAAUCAAUUAGCAACUGUAAGACGAACAAAUGUUAUUUUUCAUGCACAAUUCAUCGGAAAUAUUACUGAAAUGUAUUCAAAUAUAGUAGAACAUAAUAAUUGUACAUGUGGAACUAAUUCAAUGUGUCAUGAAAAUAUUGCAUUUUGUAAUGAUGGUAAAUUAGACUAUAUCAUAGGUAUGUAUAUCGGUUGUUAUAUGGUAGAUUCAUUAUUAAGAUCAACUACAGAAUGUUUCUUUGAUGAAACAUGUAUAAAUAUAAUUAAAUCGUAUGUUAUACAGUCUACAGAAUUAUAUCAACAAUUAAGUAUAUUAAAUGCUUCUGAAAUAAGUCAAUAUAAAAGAAAUGAAACAAUUGAAAUAAUUGUUGACAAUCUUUUUAUUGAAAAUUGGAAUGAAUUUUAUUCUUAUGAUAAUUAUUAUAAACAAUGUAAACCAUUAUUUUGUUCGUAUACUAUUCAAGUAAAACCUAAUUAUAUAUAUAUAUUAACAAGAUUACUUAGUGUAUAUGCUGGAUUAACAAUUGUUAUACGUUUUUUAGUUCAAAAUAUUGUUAAUUUAAUUAGACGACAAAAAAAUCAACAACCAGGUAUUCAUUUUGAUAAAGAAUAUUUGCAAGCUUUAGGAAUAUGA